Mesorhabditis spiculigera is the source of this 981-nucleotide messenger RNA. The record is from the annotation of a GenBank genome assembly. NCBI's taxonomy places the organism in Eukaryota, Metazoa, Nematoda, Chromadorea, Rhabditida, Rhabditidae.
AUGACGACGAGCUUCGUGCUCAUUAAGUGCACCAUGGCCAAGCUGGACAACAUUUGCGCGAGGCUAAAGCAACGCCUAUCGGAGCUGGACACCGAAGAUGACGAGCCGCCAAGCCUCGACCAAAUCGAUGUCGUCAGCCUUCAGGAGAACCAGGAUGAGGCUUCGAAUUCCCCAAAACAGAAAGCGACCAGCUCGAGCUGGACGGACUGCGAGGUGGCGGGUUGUAUCUUCAAGGGUGCCGCGCACUACCAUUGCCAUAUCGAGAGAUGCUAUUUCGCCUCCAACGACCAAUUCGUCAUCCGGAAUCACCGGAAAAUUCUGCAUUUUACACCGGCUGAUCCGCGCUUCAGCUACGUACACGUUGAUUCGAGCUGCCCGGUGGAGGAUUGCCUACUUUCGAAACGUAGAAAUCAUCUACACUGUGUUGGAUGCCCUUGGACCGCCCAGACGUCCCUCGACUGCAGCAGCCAUCGAUGCGCGGCCCAGGCAAGAGUUGAAGUCGUGCAAAUCGACCGCCAGCUUUUCCCGCGACCUCCCCUCGUAAUCCGAUCAACGCCAAAAACGGACAAAAAUAUGUCUCACGAAUCGCUAUGCGCCAGGCCGUUCUGCAAACUCAAGAAGAAGGCCCACUUCCACUGUUCGUUUUGCGGCCAGGGCUUUUCGAGCAAGGAGCGGCUAUUUCCGCAUGUCGCCAAGCACAAAACAAGACUCCAACGCACCUACCAGAAGCGAGCCCUCGCGAUGGCCCCGUCUCGAGUAGAAGCACGAAAAAUAGAAGAGCCAUUAAAGGAACAAAAAGCUCCUCCUCCUCCUCCUCCUAGGAUCGCUCCUCAAAUUCCGAUCCAAGAACCGGAAAUGCACGUAAAAUUGGACCCGAAUCCCCUGGAGACGCCUCACCCCCUACUCAAAUGCCCACCAACACCCAUUGACCUCCCCUUUUUGGUCAGAAAACCGAUAUCAUUCACGCUGCAGGGCUUCGAA